UACUGUAUGCACACGUGAACACACGGCGCCGAAAAGCGAAUAGGGGGUUGCCAUUUUGACCAUAGCCAAUACAUUUAAUUUGUUUCCACUGUCUGCAAUACAAUCAUUAUUCAAAACACUAUCAAUCGUUGUUACGUUGCAACAUGCCGUCGCUCAUGGACUCGCUCGAAUCCGGAUUGGACUUCAUAGAAUUCCUCGGAGAGAGGAAAUCGACUAUGUCGGAUAGAAAAGAACUUCGUGACAUUUACAAUUUAGAAUUCAAAUGCAGGGAAGGAAUGAAAGACCCCCACUUUUCCAACGUUCUAUAUGCCCUGCUGAAAUUCAACAAAGUCCGCAUACGACAGGGGAAAUUAUACUUUAAUGUCAAACCCCAGGUCCGAGUGUACUACUGUGACCAGUGGAGGAGACCUUCAGUACGUCAACAACAGGACAAUAUCACACCUCAGGAAAAUGGAGGAGCCCCAGAGCCUUUCUCUCCUCUCACAUCCUCUUCCGCUACCCCUGUCGACACUGUGUUGACACCCAAGAAGAGGCUCGCUAAAGAAAUCCUCCAAAGCCUAAAGGUGAACAGGGCAGAGUUGACCUCUGACAAGGGCGGCAUUGAGAUCACUUCAGAUCCUGAGAUGACCAAUGGUAAAGUCACGUUCAGCGUGGAGCGCCUGCAGGAAACGUUUGCAGUCAAGUUCUAUAUUUCUAACAACGGAGCGAGCUGUGUGUAUUUCACCUAUUACACAGCUCUGCACAGGAUCCGCUGUUUUACACUGAUGGACGAGAGAAGAGUGACUCGGGCCUGUCCGCUCUUCCUAUGUCCAGGGGAAAGCUAUGAUGUAGAGGUUCACUAUUGGCUGCAUCAUUAUGGCCAUUUCCCUGCCACCAUGUACUUUGAGUUCUGCACGGAGUCAGACCCUCCAGGCUCUUCUAAGCCCUUCUGCAUAGUGAGGGAGAUGGAGGCAUCAGCCAGGACUCACUUAGCUGUGGAGCUGGGGCCUUUCGCUCCCUUCAAGCCUUGUCAAGUGGUGCCAUACAAGCCUGUGGACACGGUGAUAGUUGAGGGAGAGCCCCCUGAAAGAUCUGUUGUCCAGCCUCUGAAAAUGCUAGUGAAACUCAGAGACUAUAAGUAUCCCUUUUAUCUGAAGGACCUGGCUAAACAGAGACUGGAGGACUCUGAGUACCUCUCACCUACAGCCAGACAGAAGCUCUCAUCGGUGAGAAACCUCCUUAAAUGCCCCCUGAAGAUGAGGAACUACCACCAUCGCUUCCACCUCCUGCUGCACCUGGAGGAGAUCCAGAUGGAGGUGGACAUCAAGAAAUAUGACCUCCAUCACCAAACCAUGACUCAGGAUAGGGACAACAGAAGACUCCUGGUUCUACAUGUCCCGGGUGUGGCAGAGAAUAGGCCAUCUGUCCUUAGGGGAGACUGCCUGAAGGUGGCCAAGUCUGAGGACAAGGUCCAACCCAUCACAGUGUAUACAGGCUACGUUCAUAGAGUGGAGCUAGAAAGAGUCAAGCUGGGCUUCUCAAAGAGGCUGGUGCAGAGCUUCAUCAGUAACACAAGGUUUGACGUGGAGUUCACCAUCAAUCGUUUCCCCUUGAAGCUGCAGCACCGGGCGGUGGACCUGGCAGAGAAGCACCAGAUGGACGAGGUGCUCUUCCCAUCGGGCUCUGGAGUCCGGACUACCCUCAUGCCCAAACUCAGCAUGUUUAAUCGUCAGCUGGAGAACAACCCGGAACAACAUGCAGCCAUCCAACGCAUCGUGUCUGGGGCCUCCAAGCCUGCUCCUUACCUGGUGUUUGGACCUCCAGGGACCGGCAAGACUAUCACUCUAGUUGAAGCCAUGAACCAGCUGAACAGAGUGGAUCCUCUGUGCCACAUUCUGGCAUGUGCCCCAUCUAAUAGUGCAUCAGACCUGUUGUGUGAGAGGCUGCUGGGUCACAUGGACCCUCACUGUGUCUACCGUCUCUAUGCCAGCAGCAGACCCCUCAGCACGGUGCCCCAAAAUCUCCUGAAACAUUGUAACUGGGACGCGAGCCAGGACAGCUUUGUGUUUCCCACAAAGGAGGUUUUGAUGGGCUACAAGGUCAUCAUCACCACACUGGUGACAGCAGGGCGGCUUGUGUCUGGCGGCAUCCCAGUCGGUCACUUCACCCAUGUGUUCAUUGAUGAGUCGGGUCAAGCAGUGGAGCCAGAGAGCAUCAUUGGGAUCGCAGGCCUGCUCCAUCCAGAGGAGGGCCAGCUGGUAUUGGCUGGAGACCCUCAGCAGCUAGGACCCAUCUUACGAUCCCCCCUGGCCAUGCAGUAUGGAAUGGGGAUUUCUUUGCUAGAGAGACUGAUGAAAGACAACCCACUGUAUCAGAAGGAUGGAGAAUUUGGACACUUUGACAGUCGCUUUGUGACCAAGCUCCUUCGCAACUACAGGUCCCACCCUGCUAUUCUGAAGAUUCCCAAUGAGCUCUUCUAUGAGAAGGAGCUGCAGGUGUUUGCAGACCAGUGGGAUCGUGAAACCUACUGCAACUGGGAGCAUCUGCCCAAGGAGGGGUUCCCACUGAUAUUCCAUGGAGUGUUGGGAAAGGAUGAGAGAGAAGGCAACAGUCCGUCCUUCUUCAACGUGUCAGAGAUUGAGGUCCUGGUGGACUACCUCACCAAGUUGAUGAAGACCCAGGGCAAGAAGGGCCUGCCCAAACUGUCCCCUAAAGACAUUGGCAUCAUCGCUCCCUAUAGGAAACAGGUUGAGAAAAUCCAAAAUGCUCUGAAUUUUGUCAAAGAGUUGAGUCAAUGGAAGGACAUCAAGGAGCUCAAGGUGGGUUCAGUGGAGGAGUUCCAGGGACAGGAGAGAAAGAUCAUCAUGGUCUCUACCGUCCGCAGCAGCAUCAACUACGUCAAGAUGGACCAAGACUUUAACAUUGGCUUCCUCACUAACGAGAAGAGAUUCAAUGUGGCCAUGACCAGAGCCAAGGCCCUGCUGAUAGUGGUGGGAAACCCUGUUAUCCUCAACAAGGACCCAACUUGGGAGCGGUUUAUCAGCUAUUGUGUGGAGGAGCAGGGGUACACUGGCUUCGACUUCACUGACGCUGAAGGAGAAGAAGAUGUAGUAACACGACUGGCUUCCCUUAAAAUCAUGGUGGAGUCUUCUACAGGUCUGGCAGAGGAGAGUGACCUCUAGCAGUAUGUCCAUCCAGAAUGGAGGACUGAGCAGUAGCCCUCUGGACACCAGCAAAGCUGGGCAGGAGCUAGGGCUGUGGCGGUCAUGAUAUUUUGUCAGCCGGUCUCAUGGUAAUUGACAGUUAAUUAACAUAAACAUGUUUAGCAUCUCCAGGCCUCCACGCAUAUAAGCCGCUGAUGCACGCCUUUGGAACAUCUACAUUUAAAAAACGUAAAAUAAAUCAAUUUUAAUAUACACAAUCACAAUAAAUCCAUUAUUUAUUUUAGGCAGGUCUAAAGAAACAUGAUAUGAAGAUAAUUUGUUUUC
This is a messenger RNA of Oncorhynchus mykiss (rainbow trout), 3467 nucleotides long. It is a transcript of the gene mov10a, whose product is annotated as Mov10 RNA helicase a. The record is from RefSeq and is a predicted model, not a curated record. Gene Ontology annotation, molecular function: RNA binding; 5'-3' RNA helicase activity. Lineage: Eukaryota; Metazoa; Chordata; Actinopteri; Salmoniformes; Salmonidae.